This is a messenger RNA of Passer montanus (Eurasian tree sparrow), 5650 nucleotides long. RefSeq names its product Rho related BTB domain containing 2 (gene RHOBTB2). The transcript has 10 exons. The coding region runs from base 1411 to 3621 and encodes 736 amino acids. Gene Ontology annotation, molecular function: protein binding; GTP binding; GTPase activity. The record is from RefSeq and is a predicted model, not a curated record. Gene Ontology annotation, biological process: small GTPase-mediated signal transduction. NCBI's taxonomy places the organism in Eukaryota, Metazoa, Chordata, Aves, Passeriformes, Passeridae.
CAACCCGGCCGCUCCCCGCUCCCUCCCCAAGCUCCCGCGCCCUCUCCCGGUGCUCCCCGAGCCCUGUGCGGUGCCCGCACCCCCGAUCCCGGUGCCCGCCGCAUCCCCCGGGCCCGGCCGUGCUGCAGCCCCGCUCGGGGCCCCGUUUCUCCCGCACCGCCUCCCGCCGCGGCCUCCACAGCCCCGGCUGCUUCCCGGGGCCGCCCGGGCCCCGUUCCGCCCGCACCCCGCGGCUGCCCCAAGCACCCCGUGAUUUUUGGGCACCGCCGCGGAUUCGGGGCGGUUUCGCCCCGGUUUGGGGGGGUCUCCUCCCCUGGCGAGGUGCGGGAUGGAGGAUUUGGAGCCUGGAGUUGCUAAGCGACGGCUCCCGGGGUGAUGGUGCAGUUGCCUUGGCAACCGUGGGCUGGGAGCCUGGAAGGAGCAAUUUUGGGGUUCUCCUUGGGGGGGGUGUGGGUGUGAAUUGGGUGCCCGUGCUUUGGGUGGGGGGCUGCAGCAGGCAGGGAGAGCAGCUUUGGGGGGGCUGCUGGCUGGAGCAGCCCUGCUCCUCUGGGAAGAGCUUUUCCUUCGGGGGGAACUCCGAUCCCUCGGCAUCUCGGGUUAUUUUUACUCUGCGGUGGAUUUUGGAGCUGUUUCCAGGAGAGCAGUGAUGGUGGGGAAGGUGAGGAGGGGACUUGAAAAGGUUCAGCCCCUCCUGGGGUGGUGUCGUGGGUGAGGGGCUGUGACACCCCCACCGUGGGGCCAGGAGAGCUCCCCAAGGAGGUUCUGCUUUCCAGACCCCCCUUUUUAUCGCUGCUGCUGCUUCCCCCUCUUCCCCUCCUCACGGCAGGCACUGAUCCCACAGGGAUUUAGCCCUUAAUUCCCGUGAGGCACCAGACUUUGCGAGCUGGCUCGGCUGGGGGUGGGCUGAGCUCCCCACGAGGGACAAACAUCCCAAGUGCCAACUGCCGUUGUCAUUCCUGUGCCUUCCCCCUCCAUCCCAACCAGCUCGGCUGACUCGGGAGCACGGCCGGGCCUAAAAAUAACCACAGCAAAGCUCCCCGAGCGCUCACACCCCCCUCCCCGGAGAUCUCCCGGUCCUUCAGAGCCCAGCUGGUCCCUGGGAGGAGCAGGGGACAGGGGACGGCAGCAGAGGGGGAUGGAAAUGGGUUUUGAGGGGCUAACGGGGAAGGAGCCCACCUGCCCUGCCGCUGCUCCUGGUUUGCAAUGCCCUUUGGGAUGAAUUCCCUGCAUCCCAAAGGAUGGAGGGGGCGUGGAAUGCGGCGACAGCUACUCGGAGAAGUUUAACUCGGGACCAGCCCGGUGUGGAAGCGCUGGCACCCGGAGUGACCUGGAUUUGUGCCACCUGCCUUUGCCUCCUGCUGCCCUCGGGGCUGGUGGCUCGGUGCUGCCCCGGGAUCCAGGUCCCAAUUAAUGGAUUCUGACAUGGAUUAUGAGAGGCCAAACGUAGAAACCAUCAAGUGCGUCGUGGUCGGGGACAACGCGGUGGGCAAGACCCGGCUCAUCUGUGCCCGUGCCUGCAACGCCACCUUGACCCAGUACCAGCUGCUGGCCACCCACGUGCCCACGGUGUGGGCCAUCGACCAGUACCGCGUCUGCCAGGAGGUGCUGGAGCGCUCCCGGGAUGUGGUAGACGAUGUCAGCGUGUCCUUGCGCCUCUGGGACACCUUUGGUGACCACCACAAGGACAGGCGCUUUGCCUACGGCAGGUCCGACGUCGUGGUUUUGUGCUUCUCCAUCGCCAACCCCAACUCCCUGCACCAUGUGAAGACCAUGUGGUACCCGGAGAUCAAGCACUUCUGCCCCCGCGCCCCCGUCAUCCUGGUGGGCUGCCAGCUCGACCUGCGCUACGCCGACCUGGAGGCCGUCAACCGCGCCCGGCGACCCUUGGCCAGGCCAAUUAAGCCUAAUGAGAUCCUUCCCCCGGAGAAGGGCAGGGAGGUCGCCAAGGAGCUGGGGAUCCCUUAUUACGAGACGAGCGUGGUGGCCCAGUUCGGCGUCAAGGACGUCUUUGACAAUGCCAUCCGCGCCGCCCUCAUCUCCCGCCGCCACCUGCAGUUCUGGAAGUCCCACCUGCGCAACGUGCAGCGGCCCCUGCUCCAAGCCCCCUUCCUGCCCCCCAAGCCCCCUCCUCCCAUCAUCAUCGUCCCGGACCCCCCUUCCAACAACGAGGAGCGUCCAGCUCACCUUCUGGAGGACCCCCUGUGCGCGGACGUCAUCCUGGUGCUGCAAGAGAAGAUCAAAAUCUACGCACACAAGAUCUACCUCUCCACCUCCUCCUCCAAGUUUUACGACCUGUUCCUCAUGGACCUGAGCGAGGAGGACCAGCAGAGCACCGCGGGGCACGGCUUCGGGGUGGCUGUCACCGCGGCCGCCGAGCGGAUGCUGCACCAGGAGGAGAGGCACCACGGGCGGGAUUUCCUCCUGAGGGCCGCCAGCUUCGACAUCUGCGAGAGCGCCGAGGAGGCCGGACCCGGCCAGCGCAAACCGUGCCUUAGAGCCUCCACCAGUGACGGGAUCCUGCGGGGCGACCGCUACGAGAACGGCGAGCGCGGGCUGCGCCGGGGCCGGAACCUCUCCUCGUGGAGCAGGGCCUUCACCAGCAUCCAGGAGGAGAUGGCCGAGGACCCGCUGACCUACAAGUCCAAGCUGAUGGUGGUGGUGAAGAUGGACGCGUCCAUCCAGCCGGGUCCUUUCCGGGCCGUGCUGAAGUACCUGUACACGGGCGAGCUGGACGAGAACGAGCGGGACCUCAUGCACAUCGCUCACAUCGCCGAGCUGCUGGAGGUGUUCGACCUGCGCAUGAUGGUGGCCAACAUCCUCAACAACGAGGCGUUCAUGAACCAGGAGAUCACCAAAGCCUUCCACGUCCGGAGGACCAACCGGGUGAAGGAAUGCCUGGCCAAGGGGACUUUCUCGGAUGUCACCUUCGUGCUGGAUGACGGUGCUAUCAGUGCCCACAAGCCCCUGCUCAUCUCCAGCUGCGACUGGAUGGCCGCGAUGUUCGGCGGCCCCUUCGUGGAGAGCUCCACCAACGAGGUGGCACUUCCUCACACCAGCAAGAGCUGCAUGCGGGCCGUGCUGGAGUACCUGUACACGGGGCAGUUCAGCUCCAGCCCCGACCUGGACGACAUGAAGCUCAUCAUCCUGGCCAACCGCCUCUGCCUGCCGCACCUGGUGGCUCUCACAGAGCAGUACAUGGUCACCGGCCUGAUGGAGGCGGCGCAGAUGAUGGUGGACAUCGACGGGGACGUGCUGGUGUUCCUGGAGCUGGCUCAGUUCCACUGCGCCUACCAGCUCGCCGACUGGUGCCUGCACCACAUCUGCACCAACUACAACAACGUCUGCCGCAAGUUCCCCCGGGACAUGAAGGCCAUGUCGGGAGAGAACCAGGAGUACUUCGAGAAGCACCGCUGGCCGCCGGUGUGGUACCUGAAGGAGGAGGAUCACUACCAGCGGGCGAAGAAGGAGCGGGAGAAGGAAGACUACCUCCACCUCAAACGGCAGCCCAAGAGGCGGUGGCUCUUCUGGAACGCCUCCUCCUCCCCUUCUUCCUCUCCUUCAUCGUCGGCAGCCACAGCCUCCUCUUCCUCCUCCUCCUCCUCCUCCUCGGCUGUGGUUUGAAAGCCCCGUCCUUGCCCUGGCCCCAGCGUCGCUGGGAGGAGACGGGGAGGAGGAGGAGGAGGAGGAAGGGUGGGAUGCCCUGCCCCAGCGCCGGGCACGGAGGGCACUGGCCCCGCAGCAGACGGGCUCAGCCCUGCUCUCCCCGCGGCAGGACUGGCAGAGCCCGAGCAGCAGGAGAAACUCACGUUUACAGGAGCACGAGGGCUGUGUUGUGGUUUCAUUUCACGUGGAAUUUUUGUUGGAAAUCAGUUUUGUUUUUCGGAACAUCAUCAGCGUGAGGAAGACGAAGAUGAAGAAGAAGAAACACAUCCAGCUUCCACUUUGAUUUGGAACCAGAAGCUCUGGGAUGUGCUUGGGGUGUCUGAUGGCAUCUCACCACCUGGAGCCACCGUGGGGGUCCUGCCACCCCCUUGGACUGACAGCAGGGUCAGCACAGGGCAGGGGACCCCGGUCCCCAAAUGCCUCCAGGCACUGCAGGAUUUCCUCUACAAGUGGGGUCUGUCCUAAUUCAGGGCACGGAGGGGACUGGAGUCCCCUCCUCCCUGUUCUUAACUCUUCAGUUUUGUUUAGACAGAAACUUAAAGCAAAAAAAAACCCCAAACCCAAACCCACUCCCUCAAUCUGCCACACCAGAAACCAACCCCGAGCCCUCGGCUUGGGAUUUUAGCCUGGAAGGCUCCAUUGUAAUAAAUGGUAUUUUAAAAGCCCGGCGUGGUCCCUGUGUGUGUGGGAGGAGCAGCUGGACUGGCACGCCCUUGUGCCAGGCUCGGGGUGAUGCCAUCACCCCCUGCCAGCGCUCCUGGGACGGGCAGGGACAUCGAGGCCUGGCAGGACCCAAACCCUGGCACAACACGAGGUGGCUUUUCCAUAGGACUAACUCUGCCUGUCCCACCUGUGUCCCUGCAGGGCUGCCAGGCUGGGCAGGGGGCACCCAGACCUCCUCACCCUUGGGAGGGAGAGCUCCUUGGAGCCCAUCCCGGCAGAGGCUGCUGCUGGAGGAGCCCCGGGGAUGCUCCCGGGGGUGUCCCCUCACACCCCACACUGCUCCUCGUCCCAGCUGGCCUCUGGAGCACCCUGGAGCCUGCCCUUGUGCAUGCCCGCCCGCAGCCUCGGAGGCAGGAGCGAGGUGGCUCCUCGCCCUGUUCUGUCCCGUGGCAGCCCCAGCCAGCAGGUAGGACCACGGCUUUCUGUCCUCCUCACACAACCCGGGCACUCGCCGCUGCUUCCGAGGCCUGUCUGCCUUGCCCAGGCCAGGACCCGAGCCCUGGCACUGAACCCUGCAUGUGCCUGGCUCUGCAGGAGCCCCUGGCAUGCUCAGGGGGCACAGGGGGAUGCCCGGGGGAGCCCCUGGGCACGAACCCCCCGGGCAGGUCACCAACAGCUCCUGCUUGUCACCCCAGCUCUUAGAAAUGCCCUCGGCGGUGCAGGGGCAGGGGAGCAGUUUCUGGGGGCUGAGCAGAGCCCUCUCCUCACUAAGCACUGCAUGGAUUUGCAACACAGCUACUGCAACACACAGAGCCCUGGCUGGAGGAGCCGCAGCCCCCGGGCAGCGCCGCCGCUGCCCCCGCUCCCGGCACGGCUGGCACCCCCUGCUCUGCACGGGGCUCUGUAGGGUCAGUAAGGCCAGGAUGGCUGCUGAGGGCUGUCCCUGGCACAAAGGACUCCUGGGGACCAUUCCUGGGGUGGCUGAGCAUUAAUUCCGUGGGCUGAGUCCUCAGUGCCACAUGGAGCAACUGGUGUCCACUGGGACCCUGGACCUUGGUGUCCCUUGAGACCCCAGAGAGGCCCUCACCAGAGUUCUGGGGGGAAAACAAAUCAAACCAGAUGACAAAAUCAGGAGGAAUUUUUUUUUUUAAAGUUGAACCUUCAUAAACAGAGAAAUGUAACAAACUGGAAAAGUAAAACUGGCUGGGCCAGAGCUCUGUAAAAAACACACGACCAUGCAUAACAAAAUACCAAUAUUUUUAUAUUGCAUAUAUUAACUUAAAAGCUAUGUUUACAAUUGCUAAAUAAAUAAGUACAAAAUUUC